Dunckerocampus dactyliophorus (ringed pipefish) is the source of this 10824-nucleotide messenger RNA. RefSeq lists its product as uncharacterized. Gene Ontology annotation, cellular component: Z disc. The coding region runs from base 453 to 10169 and encodes 3238 amino acids. NCBI's taxonomy places the organism in Eukaryota, Metazoa, Chordata, Actinopteri, Syngnathiformes, Syngnathidae. Gene Ontology annotation, biological process: positive regulation of calcineurin-NFAT signaling cascade. The record is from RefSeq and is a predicted model, not a curated record. The transcript is spliced from 2 exons.
CCCAUUCUGUCCCCCCAUGAUGGACACUCUCUCUGGGACAACUCCUCUAUUUCUGUCUGGUCUGCGGCCCGAGACCCGCUGCCUCACUUCGGUCAGACCCUCCAAGACCCCGCAGUGGACCACAUAGAGGGUCGGCGAAGACGGCCGCCAGAGCGGUGAUACCCGGACACCCCCCUUAUAAACGAGGCCUUUUGUUGCGGGGGGGGGGGGAUUUGAGUCCAAAUGAUGAAUUAAGGACUUGGAAGGUAAGGUAAGACCUCACCUGGCAUUCUUGUUCCAACAUAGAAAAAGUCAAGAAGGACAUUUUCAGGAUAUGUUUGGACAAAGGACAAGUGAGAUGCACAGCUCCGUAGCAGCUGGAACCCUAAACUCAGGGUUCUUGCGUCCAACAGUUAAAAAUGUUAUGUUUGAAUGAAUAAGUGAGCCGCUGAGGACACAACCCACCCUGCAUCAUGACUUCAGUGGAGAAGCGUCGCUCAAGUCGCUCGAGACGAAAAAAUGGCAGACAUCGAAAGUACAGCGAUGGAGGCUUUAGUGACACCUCGAGUGGCGGAUCCUUCCUGGACGAGACUGACCGUGAAGUCAGCAGUCUCACAGACAGAGCCUUCAGGAGUCUCUGCAUCGGCGAUGAAGCCGUUUAUAAUGACUCGGACCUGGGUCCUUCAUCACCUUGCAUCCAGAGGGACAGACAGCUGGCCUUUGUUCAGAGUGGACUCGAAAGAGAGGACGGCGGCAGAGAGGAGCUUAAAAGAGCUGCACAUGACAGCUUCAGCAUGAUGGUGCAGCAGUACGGACAGGACUGGAUCCAUGAAGGAAUGUAUGGAGUACAGAUGAAUAGAAAUCCACAGUGGGAUGUUUAUGAAGACAGCACACAGGGGAGGCUUUCUGCCACAUUCCAAAAUUCCUUUAUGGAAAUGUCCCAGCAAGAGAGAUUUUUUAGAGGAGACCACCUGGGCUGUUUCAGCAAUGGAGUGUCAGAUUUGAGUUUGCAGCAUCGAAGAAGUCGUUCCAGAGUUUCUUCUCUUAUCAGAGCAUUUAACUCUGAGGAUGGAGCGGUUAUGGAUGGUCAACUCAGAGAGUGGAACGAUGAGGCAAGCUGGACUAGACCAGCUCUGAUAAACAUGCCUACAACGUAUCAGCAAAACUUUACCAAUGGUCACUUCCCCCUGACUGGCCAGUUCUCAUCCCAUGAUGUCAACCUUUACCCCUCUGAAGCAGCUGCAGUGUCUCACAUGAACACUGCCUCCUCUUUCAUGGCAUCGUCCCACAGUCAACACAGCAUGAUGACACAAGUGGACUGCAACACUAACUUCUUCAUACACAGUGAGUUCAGUCCCUUUAGAGUAUGGAGAGACCGUAACAGGUUCCCCUUCCAACAAGGGGAAGUCUCAGGGUUUAUGCGUUGUUCAGAGUUCCCAAAGUGGGGCCAAAAACCCAAGCACAAAGAGCUAUCCAUGGAACCCCAAAUGAAUGGCUCCUCUAUGUUUCAAGAGAGAAGUAGAAGGAACCACAGGACUAUGAUAACACCUAUUGUCCCAAACAAUCCCUCAACAUCCAACAGGUUACACAAAGCUUCCGCCUUAGAGAAGCGCUGUGAAUCGGACUUGGCUGUACAUUAUCCACAAAGGAUGAGGACACACAGCCUGGGAAACAACAGACCUCCACCUAAGCGGCCAUCAACUGCAUCACCCGCUACUGAGAUGUCUUGCCAUGUUAAUGACACCAUCAGCUCUGUUAAAGACAUCCAGCAACAGAUCAAAAUAAUGACUGGAACUGAAACGGCAGUUGAUAAACAAGGAGCACUUUGCAAUGACAACUUCACGCCAUUUGGUUACAAUGCUGUAACAAUGGAGCAAAAUGUUCCAACCUGCAACAAUCUGCUCUCACCAGAGCUUCCUGUGUCCCAAGCAGAGCCAUCUGAAACUAGUCAGUAUGCAGGUUCUCCCCAACUUGUGGAACAUGCUCCAGUGCGUGCGGAAAGCAGGGGGGCCACUCCUGAUGUCAGAAUGUCAAGCUAUAAAUCCAAAGCCAGCCUCCUCUUCAAUCUCAAAGACAACAGGAAAAGAGUCAAAAGUACCUACAGUCCGAGCAAAUUCAAAAGCUUUGAGACAGUAGAAAAAAGCAAAGACAUGCCUCUCCAGCAAUCCAAGGACACUGUGAUUGAUAUACCGGAGGAUCGACAACCAGAUGGCCAUGAAUGCAGUUGGACGGAUGUGACUUCACAUCAGUGUGUCAAACCGUAUUACAGCCCUAGACUCUUACCUGGAGGAACAAAUUCUCAGCCCACUACAGGCCACAUUUCAGACUAUAACCCUGCUCAAAGUCAAGAUGAGAAGGUUCAAAAUUACCCCAGUAAUCAACUGACUAAUGGGCAGAACCUCACUGAAGUCCAGCCAUCAUUUACUUCCUGCAGGCAAGAUGCAGACGUGCUGAAGCAACCUGAUCAAGACUAUUCAACAAACAAGGAUUUGAAUGAAGCACAUGUGAGGCAAUCUGCAGAGGUGGCUGGCUAUCAACUAACAGAAAGCAAACAGGAUCAUAAUGUUUCAAAGGAAAGGUGGAUAACUUCAGACACAGCAAUCACAGAACAAUUCACUUUGAAAGCAGCUGCAGUGCCUUGGAAACAAGACCAACAUGCUCAGGCUAACAUACAAGCAAUCGCCAUAAAAGAGGGGAUCUGUUCACCCAAACACAAAGGUGAAAGUCAACAGAGCAUAAAUAAAGACAUCAAAAGGCAGCAGCUACACGCUCCACAGGUAAAUGCAGAUAAGGUAUGUGCAGCAAUGUUAAAGGACAACCAGCAACCAACUAAAUCUAACACGCAAAACAGCUCAUCAUCAGUCCAUGAAGUGGCUUCUUCUCAUCCAAAGGUCAACCAAGUGAAAGAUGAUCAAUUUACUGCGAUCAAGACUGAGCAAAAUAUGACUACACAAAUUAAAUCAGAGCAGUCGCCAGUACAGAUGCCUAAAGUUGAAUGCUGGACUCGUAUGGAGACUCCCAAAGAUAAGUCUGCAGAACCAGCACGAUCAGCCAAGACCGAAGUAACAAUGACGGCGAAGGUGAACCCAGAACACCAUGAAGCAAACGAGCAGGGAAGAUGGAAAGAAACAGAUGGAACCACUGAGGAAAACACAAAAGCCUUAACAACCCAAUUCAGAAAUGAAAAAGAAGAAACAAAUGAUGUUAAAGAACAAGCUGAACACAGAGAGAGAGAAGUCAAAGAAAAACAAACUGACAUAGAGGAGCUGAAAGGCAUACAUGUAAAAAAUGAACAGCUGAUAAUAGAGUCAACACAACGCUCCCAAAAAGAUGGCUUUAAACUGGCUCAAGAUGAGGCUAAACCAGUCAGAAGUGAGCAAGAAGGCGAAAAGAAAAUGGAAGAGCAAGUAAGAGAGGAAAAGAUUAAAACAGAAGCAAAGCAAAUAAACACAUACAAAGCAAAACUAAAGCACGGUGGCACAAAGACAGAUGAACAGAAUGUUGAAGAUGUAAAAGAGAAGAAAGCUAAGGCAGAAGAAUUUCAACCUAAAGCAGAAAUACAUGAAGCUAGAGAGGCUAAUUCUGUUGCCAGAAAAGUGGAACAGGUCAAGAUGGAGCAAAUCAGCAUGGAUCUAGCUAAAGUAGCGCUAGCAAAACAGCAAAACAUAAAGGAAAGGUUAACAAAACCUACAAAUCUAACAACAACACAACACGUCAAAAGUGAGCCUAAUAAAGUCGAGCGUGUUAAGACGGAGUUAGCCAAAGCUAGAGCAGAGUUAGCAAAGAUAAAGGAGAAAAUGAAGGGAGAGCACAAGGAAAAAGUCAGAAGUACAAUAACCACAAAGGAAGAAACAACAAAGGAACAGGUGACUAUCAAGCAAAGCAAAGAACAGCCUCAGACACAAACACAUCAACAAAAAGAGAGUCCUUCAAAAGCAGAUCAUUGGGAUGAUUAUUAUGAGAGUCUUAGAGAAAAAUACGGCUUUACGAACUCGGUGUCACUUGGCAGAAACAAAGUGGCUUCAAACGAUGCCAAUGUAACAUCAGACCUAUCACUUGAUAAUGUUAACGUUGAUAACAGUAAAUCUAAGCAUGAUAAUCCCGCUAUUAUUGAUGGAACCAAAAAGCAAGUCAAAGAGGAAGUAAAACCCAGUGAGAGUCUUUAUGUUUACAGUGAGACAUCCAAAGAAUUCAAAUUAUUACCUACUUGUGCAGAAAAAACAGUAACUGAUGAUACUGGUUCAGAAAAAGGAAUGGAUGUCAAAGUUGAAAAGUUGAAAACAUCUGAUGUCAAGUGUCAUGCACAGCAGACACAUUCUGAAAGAAAACAUAAGUCUGAGGGUGGUGCUGUAUCAAGUAAAGGCCUACAUGUUACCGCUAUCAAAGCAUCGCCCCAUAAAGAGAAAACUCAGACUAAACAGGAGAUUCUGACUUCCAAAAUAAAAGCGCAUGCUGAGAAAGAGAUUUCAGCCAUCAUGGAAGUUUUUAAACAAAUACCAGCUAGUCAGAAUCUUCAUGGAAAGCAGAGGCCCCCACUGCAUGAGGUGUCUAGAGGCAAUGGAAGCACAAUGCCAAGUAAUAUUACUUCAAAACAUCAGAUGGGAAGAACAUUAGGGGACCAACUUGUCAAGGCAUGUCCUAUCUUUGACAGAACAAGCGGUAAAACUCUCAAUCCCUUGCAGAAAGACGUUCCUAUAGACCCUAUGAAAAGCAGUGACUCUGUACCUGAAGCGCCUGCAGUGACGAAUAAGGUUGCCGGUUUCGUGAGCACAGAUGGAGGCUUGAUCGAGGAGCAGAAACAAGCAGGUCAACCUGAAACACAAAAUAAGGAGCAGGAAUCAAAGAAAAGUAAAGAUCAACUUCUAGGAAAACCUGCAGAAAAGUCAGAAAAGGCGGAAGAUGUCAUUUGCAAACCUGCAUUAAACUCUGAUGAACUUAUGGAGGAGUCGUCACAAUCUACAAGCAAACAGAAAGAGGUCCACAAGGAUUUUGUCUUAGGUCAGAGUGAGACCUGUGUGGCCAAGAGCAGUCCGCAGAUCAUGGGAAUAGUUGUUACGGAAAGAAAGAAUGACAAACGAAGUAAUGCUGACGCAGACAAAUCUUGUGUAGAAAUGAGCAUGAAGAAUGAAUUUUUGUUGGAUAUGUGCAAAGAAAAUGAAAAGGAAACACAUUCUACAGAGACUCAAAUUAAAAUCAGUAUGAAUAUGCAUGAUGGCAAUGUUACUGAGAAAAUGACCUCUCCCCUGCAGCAGUGGUCUAAUAUCAGUGCAGGAUCCCAAAGCAAAAUAGAAGUAAAAGAAGGCCUGACUGGAAAAGAUGCGACCCCCACACUCACUUUCAGUUCUAUAAAUAAAGUGACAACCGAAACUGAACUCCUUCACUCUAAACAGGACAUAACGGCUGCAGAAACGGCAGGAUGCACACUUAAAACAUCUAAAGAAGACUCGGCAAAGAACCACCUCACAUAUCAAGAGGAAAUUCAUACAGGAGUAAUAAAUGUGCAGUUAAAGCAAACAGCAGCAAAAGUAAUAAACUCAGAAAUCAACUAUGUCCAGGAUUCCGACAAGGUUCUUGUACAAUCUCAAUCCCUCAAGCCACCCCUGGAAGAGGAUGUUGCACCUUUCAUAAACCCAUUUAAAUGCAGUGAAGUAGGGGAUAAGAGUGCACCCCUAGAAAGAAAAGAAAAGAGCAAUGACAUGGCCAACUCUUCAAAUGAGAAUUUAAACAGACAAGCAUCUCCAAAACCCAAUGAGACACACACUGGAGAAAUUAAUCAAAUGGAAGAUGUCCAUAUAGACAACAUUGCCAUCAGUGUAGUCCCAGGAGGAUCAGAGAUUGGCAGUGUGGUGAAACAUCCCAACACAACAUGCUCUAAUGUGGCUACAACUGAUGAACAUCAACAAGAAGCAUUAUCUAAACCUGAUGAAAGCAUGAGCAAAUCAAUCAAAGAUGAUCAAGAUAAAUAUCCUGCUUCAAAAGGCUGUGACGAGCAUUUGAAAGAUAAGUUGGAAGACAAGCUAACUGUACAAGAUGUCUUAUCCAGUGUGAGAAAAUUGGCAGACUCAUUGAAGAACAAGAACAUGAAGAGCCACAGCAUAAACAGAACAGCAUAUAAUGGGGAAGCAGACAGAGCACACAUGACAAAUGACACAACAGUAAAUAUACCACCCAAUGAAGGAGACUACUUCCAAGUUCAAGGCAUACCAGAAGUAAAUACAUCUUAUAGAAGUAAUAGUACAAAUGUUGGCGAUACGUUGUCAGUUUCAAAGGUAAUGGAACAUCCUGACCAACUAACAAGUCAGAGUAAAUCAGAACCUUCAACAUUCAGUAUUCAGACAAGAGGAGUAGCAGAUAAGAACCCUUCAAAACAGAGUGAUUGUCCCUCAGAGUUGCAAAACAGUGGAAAGACAAAAGAUGGGAAUGAGACAAAACAGCACUCAGAAGUUCAAUAUAGUUUAUCAGCAAAGGAAAGGCAUAGCACAAGAAACUCACAGCCAACAAGGGAGGAACCUCAAGUUAAAUCAAAACCCCAAAACCGAGUGUCUACAAUUCCUGAGAUAUCAGCCCUGGCGGACUACGCCAGAUUGAAAGUCAUUGUUUCUGAAGAUAGAGAAAACACAAAUCAGGAAUUCCCUCCACACAAAAAAGAAGGAUUCUUCCCGCUGAUAAAGUCUCGUCACAGCAGGCGCCCCGUGUUCACGUCUGACCCCCAAGAGCACUUUGCCAAGGAGAAAACUUUGCCAAAAAAGACAGACAGUGCCAAAGUCAACAAAGAACCCAAAACUGUUGUCUUUCCCAUCACUGAGAGAGAACAUCAACGAACUGGGAUGUUCAAACUGGGAGACAGAGAAAGACUGGAAAAAAAUAGUUUAGAUCUCAAAGAUCACAAGGGAAUUUUGCAAAAACAGGUACAAGUUCUGAGUAAAAUGACCCAACAAACUCAGGUUCAAAAGGAGACAGAUGGAAAAGAAGUGCCUAAGUCUGGGAGACAACAAAAUCUUCAUUUUACACAAGCUACACCAUCAUCGUCAAUCAAUAAACCAAGAGAAACCCCUAAGUCACUAAAACUACUUGAUAGUACAAAUCCAAAAGAAAAAAACACUCUGGAGACAGCUGACAUCGAAGAUAGAAGAUCAAAUAUAAGCCAAGUUGAAAAGGUUGUAGACAAAAUCACUAUAGACGGAACAAGCUCAAAAAAAUCACAAAAAGAAAGGUUGGAAGCUUAUUACGAAGAAGCAGAAGCCAAAGUAGAACAAGAAUCAAGGAGAAGGGAAUACAAAACUGCAGAGGACACAGGAGUGAUGAUAGAGGAGAGGAUGGCUUUUAUAUCAGAUGAGAGAAGAUGUCCACAAAGAGAUGUAGAAGGGUGGGAGAAACUAAAUGAAACUGCACAAAGAAUGGAGGAAGAAAGAAAAGCAAAAGAAAUGGAAGGCAGUAUAGCAAAUCCAACAGACAAUGAAGGAACUAUUGAAAAGAAAAGGGAAAAUAGAGCAGAAACUCAAGAGGAUAAAGGGGGAAGUGUCGUGGUUGGGGAGAGAAACAGACUGAGCCAAGAGGAAAGAACCGCUCAAGAGGAAGAGCAAAUAAGAGCUGUGUUCAAGGAGGAGCAACGUCUAGCCAAGAGGAUUCAGGAGAGAAGACGUGCAGAGGAGAGCAGAAUUAAACAGAUUCAAGAGCGAGAGAUGGAGGCGCAACAAAGGGGAGAAAGGCAGGUAACAGGUGAACAGGUGAGAUGCGAAGACAAACAGGGAGCGAGUGCACAACCAAAAGAGGAGCAGCUACCCAGAGCUGAGAGUGCUCCUCAAGAGGUGAGCAGAGAUGAUGAGACCAGAGCUAAGAGGAAAGAAGAACAUUCAACAGCUCUCAUGGAGAAAGUGUCAAAGCCUGAGGAGCAGAAACGAGCCGCCCUGAUGAUGGAUGCUCUUCAGUACUACACCAUCGCCUCAACAGACAAGAAACUCAAAGAAAGACGAGUACGCUCUCCGGUACCCAUUAAACAAAAAAACCAUCCACCUGGGGCAAGUGAAGACACUGGAUCCCAUAGAGGAUCACAUAGGCCUCCAGCUGCAGCAUCUCCUGCUCCAUCACUCCCCCGCUCCAAUACAUCCUCCCCUUCUCUGGGAGCCAAACCCUUAAUGUUCAGAGUGAAGGAUAACACUACCAAAGGUUCUUCUUUCACCAAAUCAGUCAAACCACGUUUCCAUAAGAAUUUUGGAGAAGAUUCCAGAGUGGAUUCACCCAUGGAAUGGAGAGCAGAGAGAAGGGAGGACGAGAAAGAGAUAAUGAGACGUAACACAGGAACUCCCAUCCAUCUUGACACAGUCACAGAAUUAAACAGACUUGCUCCUAUUAACGAAUCCUCAAUUGCUCUGCCUGCAUCUUCAUCAAAGGAAUAUUCAGCUCCUCUUCCCCACCACAAACCCUUCUCCAGGAGAAGCAUCGCUCUGGAUGAAGACGACUCUCAUUCGGUCAUCAGUAACAUGUCGGAGGAUGUAGGGAGUUUUUCCACCAGUGCAGCUGACCUAGCAGAUUUACGAGGGUUGUAUGAUUAUGAGAGGCCAGUAUCAGCCUGCAGUUUCAGCAGUGAUGUGUCUCGUUCGGGAAAACCUCCAACGGUUCCCCCAAAAAGUGACAAAGCCUUGCGCAGGGCAAAAAGGCUGACUACACGUAGAAUACGGAAAGAGUUGACCCAAGAUGCACCUGCAAUCCCUGAGGAGAAACCACAACAGAGAACCUCCAGCAGGCCGUCUUCUGCCUCCGCUGAGGUAUGGUCCUCAAACCGCCAUGCCGUGGCUUCUCCGCAUUUUUCCCCUCCUGUCUCCCUCACUUAUGCACCAAUUCGUGGGUCUAGCUCUAAGCACACAGAGAACCAGCACUCUCGCCUCAUUUCUCAUGCAUCACCUCACUCCACCGUCUCUGUCUCCCUCCCUGUUGCCACCCCUCGUGUCACUGCACCUGUAUCACUAUCAGUUGCCUCCCAUCAUUCCACUGCAGCCAUAUCAUAUUCAGAAGCCACUCUUUGUUCCCCUGCACCUGUAUCACAUCCAGUAGCAUCUCAUUUCCCUGACUCACUCUCUGCUGCUUCCCCUCGUCUCACUGCACCUGUAUCACACGCAGUCGCAUCUCUAUCGCAACCAGUCGCCUUGCCUCAUUCCACUGCACCCAUAUUGCACCUAGUUGCCUCCCCUCAUUCCACUGCUCCUUCAUACCAACGUGUUGCCUCUCCUCACAUCCCUGCCCCUUCGUCCAAACCGGUUACCACUCCUUAUGCUCCUGCACCUGUACACCACCCAACUGUCUCCCCCCAUGCUUCUGUAUCCCAUCACUUCCCAUAUGCCCCCCAUCUAGUUGCCACCCCUCAUGCCACUGCACCCAUCUCCCUCCCAGUGUCCUCUCCUCAUGCUUCUGCCCAAAUUACCCACCCUACUGCUUCAAAGAUGGUUGCUCAUGUUCCUUCUUCUCCCACUCUCCAUUAUGCUACCCACCCAGCUGCAGUGACACAGUACCAUGUACAAUCAAGCUAUCCCCACUCCUACCCACUGACCCAGCGUAAAGUGUUGCAAGACAUUGGUUCUGGGCAGUAUUUUCUUGUGGAUGCACCCAUUGAGGUGAAAAUGAAGACUUUCUUUGAUCCACAGACGGGUAAUUAUGUUCAGCUCAAUGUUCGUGAGUCUGGACAAAGCAUCUUCCAACAUCAGCCCAAGCCAGUGUUCCCCCAGCCUAAUUUCCAACCACAUAUGCAGCUCAAACAGCAACAUGAGCUUCACUCUUAUGGGUCGCCAGCUGAUAAGCCUUUUCUGCAUUACAAAGGCUACCAAGCUUAUCCACAAGUAUUUAAACCUGCUGGUAUCUCUUCUACAUCUUCCCAAAGAUCAUCCACAGGAGCCCAGGAGGAAGGAUAUUUUACAAAUAGCUGCAACACAAAUCAAAGCAAUGAAAAUGGACAGAAAUCUGAGGGUCAGUGCUACAGCCCGGAGCAAACCCCGUACAUGGAUACAGUUAAUGAUAUAAACAGAACACAAAACACUGUUUACAACACACAAGAGUCGUUCCCAGAGUGCGACACAAACAACCAGCUUGCAGAACGCACAAUUUGUGAAAAUGAGAACUCAGCUCGCUCAAUGUUUCGACCCUGCGAUAUAAUAACCAUGAGUGAACUUGACGACUUCAUGGAGAUAACUGACUGGUGAGGGAAAAUGACGACUAGCUUUGGGGUUGUGGUGAAUGUCAGUAUGCAUAAACAAUACAUCACAUAAUACGUAUUUUGUUCAUGUUUUUCACGUUGAAAAAGUAUCGGAAUAUUUUAGUGUGACCCUGUGAUAUGCUGAAGCUAAAAUUUGUGCUACAGAGUUCACCAUUCCAUUUCCCUUUAUGAAUGUGAGAUAGUACGAUAUCUCUCUUGUGUAAACACUGUGAUAGCACAACUCCUGGCUUGGUGAUGCAUGUGUGUAAAUGGUCAAAAGGUCUGCUGAUGGUGUAAAGCGCUGUUUAAAGAAGCACGACGUCAUAAAAGUUGUUGAUCUGAGCUGUUGUGAAAAGUCAGAAUUUAAUGUUGGAAGUUGUGUUUUGCUGUGAAACAAAGCAGUGUGACAUGGACUGAAUGCACACACGAACUAAGUGCUCAUCGAAAUGACUACCUUUUAGAAAUCACCUGACUGCUGCAGACUUCAUUUUGUGACUUGAAAACACAAUAAAAGCAGUAACAAAAUUAUAUUACUGUCAGCAUCCUGUUUUGACUCUUACAAUAUUCCCUGGGUCUAUGACUAAAAUUAAACAUCUUUUUUACUGAUUGCGCACGACAAUUAUGAAGGGCUGUUUAGAGAGCGCACUGGAGGAGAAAAUGAU